This is a messenger RNA of Vitis vinifera (wine grape), 4912 nucleotides long. Its product is annotated as putative disease resistance protein RGA3. The transcript is spliced from 6 exons. The coding region runs from base 162 to 3398 and encodes 1078 amino acids. The record is from RefSeq and is a predicted model, not a curated record. Lineage: Eukaryota; Viridiplantae; Streptophyta; Magnoliopsida; Vitales; Vitaceae. Gene Ontology annotation, molecular function: ADP binding. Gene Ontology annotation, biological process: defense response to other organism.
AUAAUAUCAGCCAGUACCCAUGUGACUUGGCCCAUCCCACCCCAUCCACCCCCUAUUAAGAUAUCUCUUACUUUGUUCCCUAUUCUCUCACAAUUCCCUCAGCUUCUCAUCUUGUACGUGCUGUAUUUUCUUGGCUUUCUGCAACUUUGAGUGGUUCCAAAAUGGCUUACCAAAUUCCAUUCGGUGUUGUGGAGCACAUUUUGACCAACUUGGGGUCCUCGGCGUUUCAAGAAAUUGGAUCCAUGUAUGGUGUUCCAAAGGAGAUAACCAAGCUCAAUGGGAAACUGGGCACCAUCAAGGCUGUGCUUUUGGAUGCUGAGGAGAAGCAGCAGCAGCAGAGCAAUCGUGCAGUCAAAGAUUGGGUCCGGAGGCUCAGGGGUGUUGUUUAUGACGCAGAUGACUUGCUGGAUGACUAUGCAACCCAUUAUCUUCAGCGAGGAGGAUUGGCAAGGCAGGUCAGUGACUUCUUCUCAUCUGAAAAUCAAGUUGCUUUUCGUUUUAAGAUGAGUCAUAGACUCGAGGAUAUCAAAGAAAGGCUAGAUGAUGUUGCAAACGACAUCCCCAUGUUAAAUCUCAUUCCACGGGACAUAGUACUAAACACAGGGGAAGAGAAUAGUUGGAGAGAAACCCACUCAUUCUCGUUGCCGUCUGAAAUUGUGGGAAGAGAAGAAAACAAAGAGGAGAUAAUAAGGAAGCUGUCAUCUAACAAUGAAGAAAUUCUUUCCGUUGUUGCCAUUGUUGGCUUUGGGGGAUUGGGUAAGACCACCCUCACUCAGUUGGUAUACAAUGACGAAAGAGUAAAACAUUUCGAGCAUAAGACAUGGGUUUGCAUUUCUGAUGAUUCUGGUGAUGGUCUUGACGUCAAACUGUGGGUCAAAAAGAUUUUAAAAUCUAUGGGAGUUCAGGGUGUGGAGAGUAUGACCUUGGAUGGUUUGAAAGACAAGCUUCACGAAAAAAUAAGUCAAAAGAAGUACUUGUUAGUACUUGAUGAUGUUUGGAACGAGAAUCCUGGAAAAUGGUAUGAAGUGAAAAAAUUGUUGAUGGUUGGUGCUAAAGGUAGUAAAAUUAUAGUAACCACCCGAAAACUUAAUGUUGCAUCCAUUAUGGAAGAUAAGUCUCCCGUUGGUUUGAAAGGUCUAGGAGAAAAGGAGUCUUGGGCUUUAUUUUCAAAAUUUGCAUUUACAGAACAGGAGAUUUUGAAGCCAGAAAUUGUGAAAAUUGGAGAAGAAAUUGCAAAAAUGUGCAAGGGAGUUCCUCUCGUUAUUAAGUCUUUAGCAAUGAUAUUGCAGUCUAAAAGAGAACCGGGGCAGUGGUUGUCUAUUAGAAACAAUAAAAAUUUGCUGUCACUUGGAGAUGAAAAUGAGAAUGUUCUAGGGGUGCUGAAAUUAAGUUAUGAUAAUUUGUCAACUCAUUUGAGACAAUGUUUUACAUAUUGUGCUUUAUUUCCAAAAGACUAUGAGAUUGAGAAAAAGUUGGUGGUACAACUAUGGAUAGCACAAGGUUAUAUUCAAUCUUCAAAUGAUAAUAAUGAGCAAUUAGAGGAUAUAGGGGAUCGAUAUUUUGAGGAAUUAUUGUCAAGGUCAUUGUUGGAGAAGGCGGAAAACGAUCAUUUUACUAAUACAUUAAGGUAUAAAAUGCAUGACCUUAUACAUGAUCUUGCACAAUCAAUUAUAGGAUCUGAGGUCCUCGUUUUAAGAAAUGAUGUAGAAAACAUUUCAAAAGAAGUUCGUCAUGUAUCAUCAUUUGAAAAGGUGAAUCCUAUAAUAGAGGCUCUAAAGGAAAAACCUAUAAGGACCUUUUUAUACCAAUAUAGAUAUAAUUUUGAAUAUGAUAGUAAAGUUGUGAAUUCAUUUAUUUCAAGUUUUAUGUGUUUACGUGUGUUGAGCUUAAAUGGCUUCCUGUCAAAGAAGGUGCCAAACUGUUUAGGUAAAUUGAGUCAUUUAAGGUAUCUUGAUCUUUCCUACAAUACUUUUGAGGUACUUCCGAAUGCUAUUACAAGGUUAAAGAAUUUGCAAACACUGAAACUCAAAGUGUGUCCGAAUUUGAAAAAACUUCCAAAAAAUAUAAGGCAACUUAUCAAUCUUAGACACUUGGAGAAUGAGAGAUGGAGCAACUUGACUCAUAUGCCACGUGGAAUAGGAAAGUUGACUUUACUUCAAAGUCUACCAUUGUUUGUUGUUGGGAAUGAGACAGGGUGGUUAAGGAAUCACAAAAUUGGUAGCUUGAUUGAGUUGGAAAGCCUCAACCAUCUAAGAGGAGGGUUAUGCAUAAGUAAUCUUCAAAACGUGAGGGAUGUUGAACUGGUAUCCAGGGGAGAAAUUUUGAAAGGAAAACAAUAUCUUCAGUCCUUGAGAUUGGAAUGGAAUCGGUCGGGCCAAGAUGGGGGGGAUGAGGGUGAUAAGUCAGUGAUGGAAGGCCUUCAACCACACCCACACCUAAAGGAUAUCUUUAUAGAAGGUUAUGGAGGUACGGAGUUUCCAAGUUGGAUGAUGAAUGAUAGGUUGGGUUCCCUGCUUCCCGACUUAAUUAAAAUUGAAAUUUCGGGAUGUUCAAGAUGCAAAAUUCUGCCACCCUUUUCUCAACUUCCUUCUCUCAAGUCUUUGAAGCUUGAUGAUAUGAAAGAAGUGAUGGAGUUAAAGGAGGGUUCAUUAGCAACGCCACUCUUCCCUUCUCUUGAAUCGCUCGAACUCUCUGGCAUGCCAAAGUUGAAGGAAUUGUGGAGGAUGGACUUACUAGCAGAGGAAGGUCCUUCAUUUGCUCAUCUUUCAAAGUUACAUAUUCAUAAAUGCUCUGGUUUGGCAUCACUGCAUUCUUCUCCUUCUCUUUCUCAAUUAGAGAUCAGAAAUUGCCAUAACUUGGCAUCCUUGGAACUGCCGCCGUCCCGUUGUCUUUCUAAAUUAAAGAUCAUAAAAUGCCCUAACUUGGCAUCCUUCAAUGUGGCUUCAUUACCUCGUCUUGAGGAACUAAGCCUGUGUGGAGUCAGAGCAGAGGUACUGAGGCAGUUAAUGUUUGUCUCUGCUUCUUCUUCAUUGAAGUCUUUGCAUAUACGGAAGAUUGAUGGUAUGAUAUCUCUCCCAGAGGAGCCGCUUCAAUGUGUUUCCACUCUCGAAACUCUCUACAUUGUUGAGUGCUUUGGUUUGGCAACAUUACUACACUGGAUGGGCAGCCUUUCCUCGCUUACGAAACUUAUUAUUUAUUACUGCUCUGAAUUGACAUCACUGCCAGAAGAGAUCUAUUCCCUUAAAAAAUUGCAGACAUUUUAUUUCUGUGAUUAUCCACACCUAGAGGAAAGAUACAAGAAGGAAACAGGCGAAGACCGGGCCAAGAUUGUUCAUAUCCCACAUGUUCGUUUCAACAGUGAUUCCUAUAUGGAAUUGGAGCUUGACUACAUUUUCUGAUGCUGUGCACUAAAAAUCAUUUUACUUGGAGUUCUACAUUCUAAGAGUUUGAGGAAAUACUGAGGUCUGAGCUUGGAAUUCAUGGCUGCCCUGAAUUGACAUCACUGCUAGAAGAUAUGUUCCCUCAAAAACCUGCUGACACUUGACAAUCUGCAUCUGUUCACACUUAAGAGGAAAGAUGCUGAAAGGAAAGGUGAAGACUAACCCAAGAUUGCUCAUAUCGCAUAAAUUGAUAUCAUACAUCCAUGAAGAUUGAACUGAUACAAAAUGCCUUUCAGGUGAUAUGAUCCAAACUCAAAUUGAACACUGCUCUUGUUUUGUAACAUUACUACAUUGGAAAGGCAACUUCAACUCACUUAUAGAUCUUUCUAUUGGUGAUUGCACUAAAUUGAUGUCACUUUGGAAAAGAUGUGUUCCAAAUGGAAAAUCUUUCAUUAUAUGCACCUACUUGCAAGAUACCAAAGGGAAACAAGUGAAUACUUGCCCAAGAAUACAGAGGGCCAUACUUGGUGAAGGUUUCGUCAAUACGGAGAACCAUGUUAGAUUUCACCUUGCUUAAAAAGCUUUUGAUUAUUCAUAUUUGCAAGAUGACUAAGACAUUUGAUUGUGCUCAGAACUUCUGGUUUCCAUUAAAUUUAGAUUUCACCUUGCUCAAGAAUCUCAUGAUUAUCCCUUGGCAUAAACAUUUCUCGGUGUCUGAGAAAUUCAUAUCUACUACAUGGCUCAAGAAUCUAGUAGCAUUCAAAAUGUCUGCUCUCUUUCAAAUUAGGUGUGUUGCUUGCAAUUCCAGUCUUUUUCCUAUUUCCGAAUGCUAUAUUUUUGUUUUACUAUCAAUGUGUUAAGAGCAUUAUGUUCUAUUUUCUAUAGUAUUGUUUUCUUACUUAUCAUAUGUAUUAAUUAUUUCAUUGCAAAUGUAUUUGUUGCCAAGUUAAAGCAAAAAUGGAAAAUGAUGAUUUUUCAUAGAUCAAUGUCUUUCUCAAUUGCUGCCACACCUGACUUCUCUCUAAGUUGUUGAAAAUUUAGAAGUGUGGUAGCAUAAUGUCUUUGGCUCAAGUGCUUUAGCGCCUCAUUGCCCUUGAAGCUUUAGAAGAUGUCAAAACAAUUGGUGUUUCAACAUGUAACUAGUUUGGAAAUUCUAAGAAGUGUAAGUACUAUGGUUUUGCAACUUUGUUAGAUUGGAUAGGCAACUUCAAAUUAUUGAAUGCCCUGAAUUUAAAUCACUACUAGAAGGGACCCACAAGCACUUUAUAGAAACUCAUAAUCUACUACUCGUACCACUUAUUAAGAAUGCCAAAAGGAAAAAGUGAAUAUUGGCCUAAGCAUGGUUGAUUAAUAAACUACUCAUGGUCUCCUUAAUUCAAGUGUGUCAUUUAUUAUAUGUUUCAUGUUAGUAAUCCUACAUUUCUCUUGUUUUUGUUGGCUUUAUUUUUUUGAAUUAUUUUACAAUCAAUAUUUUAUCGAUGUUCUUCCUUUUGUACAAUUCUAUUUCUUGAUUCUCAAAUGAAUUAAGACAU